UUCAAUCCGUGGUCCAAGUUCGUGCUGGUCGUAUUCCGUGUUUGCUGUCUGCCGCUUCUGGUUAUUCCGUGCGUGUACCGUCUGUUAGUCCCGUGGUUCGCGAGUGCCUUUUUCCUUCGCCGUUCCUUUUGCCAGACGCGGCUAAUCUAGGCUAGUAGAGCGGCUACAUAUGCUGAAGAAGAAUUUUGCUGCAACUGCUGCCGUUCUACAAUUUCGAUUUCAUUGAUUACCCGCAUCAGUCCCCUCGGACAGGACGACAGUUAACCCGCAAUGGAUACACAGACCGAACCGGAAGUGCCGGUGGCACCGGCUGGCGAAGAACCCUUCCUCGGCCCACUGGAUAUAGUACUACUGGCGAUACUAGUCGCUGGAGCUGCGUGGUUCCUGCUCAAAAAUAGGAAAAAAGACUCACAACCAAGCCAGUUCAAGUCCUACUCUAUACAACCUACCACAGUGAACACGAUGGCGAUGACGGAAAAUUCCUUCAUCAAGAAGCUGAAAUCAUCUGGUCGUCGGUUGGUAGUAUUCUACGGUUCUCAAACCGGAACGGCGGAGGAGUUCGCCGGUCGACUGGCGAAGGAAGGUCUUCGCUACCAGAUGAAGGGAAUGGUGGCGGAUCCAGAGGAAUGCGAUAUGGAAGAAUUACUAUCGCUGAAGGACAUCGACAAAUCGUUGGCUGUGUUCUGUCUAGCUACCUACGGCGAAGGAGAUCCCACAGAUAACUGCAUGGAGUUCUACGAGUGGAUCCAGAACAACGAUGUGGAUAUGGCUGGACUAAAUUACACAGUGUUUGGACUUGGCAACAAGACCUACGAGCACUACAACAAAGUUGGAGUGUAUGUUGACAAACGCUUGGAGGAACUUGGAGCCACCAGGGUCUUUGAGCUGGGACUUGGAGAUGACGACGCCAACAUUGAGGAUGAUUUCAUCACCUGGAAGGACAAAUUCUGGCCGGCUGUGUGUGACUUCUUCGGCAUUGAGAGCACCGGCGAGGACGUCAUGACACGUCAGUAUCGCUUACUUGAGCAACCGGAAACGCCAGCGGAGCGAUUGUACACUGGUGAGAUUGCUCGGCUGCACUCGUUGCAAACACAGCGACCACCGUUUGAUGCGAAGAAUCCUUUCCUGGCACCGAUCAAGAUCAAUCGCGAACUGCACAAGGCCGGUGAUAGAUCCUGUAUGCAUAUUGAAUUCGACAUCGAGGGGUCCAAGAUGCGAUACGAGGCCGGUGAUCAUUUGGCAAUGUAUCCGGUGAACGAUGCUGACUUGGUUGUGAGGCUUGGCAAAUUGUGCAACGCAGAUUUGGAUGUUAUCUUUUCAUUGAUUAACACCGAUACGGACAGCAGCAAGAAACAUCCAUUCCCUUGUCCGACCACGUACAGAACAGCACUGACGCAUUACAUAGAAAUAACGGCUCUGCCCAGAACUCACAUCCUCAAAGAGUUGGCUGAAUAUUGUAGUGACGAGAAGGACAAGGAAUUCCUACGCUUUAUGUGCUCUACCGCUCCGGAGGGAAAACUCAAGUACCAGGAAUGGAUCCAGGACAGCAGCCGAAAUAUUGUGCACGUGCUGGAGGACAUCCCAUCGUGUCAUCCUCCGAUCGAUCACAUCUGCGAGUUGCUUCCCCGGCUGCAACCCCGCUUCUAUUCGAUUUCAUCAUCUUCCAAACUGUAUCCCACCACGGUUCACGUAACGGCCGUGCUGGUCAAGUACGAAACAAAAACCGGACGGGUGAAUAAAGGUGUCGCGACAACAUUCCUCGCCCAGAAGCAUCCAUUGAACGGACAGCCCCUACCGCGGGUUCCGAUCUUCAUCCGAAAGAGUCAGUUCCGGUUACCGGCGAAAACGGAAACGCCCGUCAUUAUGGUGGGCCCCGGAACAGGGCUGGCUCCCUUCCGUGGGUUCAUCCAGGAACGAGACUUCCUCAAGAAGGAGGGUAAAGAAAUUGGGCAAACCAUUCUGUACUUCGGUUGCCGGAAACGAACCGAGGACUAUAUUUAUGAGGAGGAAUUGGAAGAUUACGCCAAACAGGGUGUCAUCAAUCUGCGGUCAGCCUUCUCCCGUGAUCAAGCUCACAAAGUGUACGUUACACAUCUGCUGGAGGAAGACAUGGACCUACUGUGGAAUGUGAUAGGGGAGAAAAAGGGUCAUUUUUACAUUUGCGGUGACGCCAAGAAUAUGGCCACCGAUGUGCGAAACAUUCUACUGAAGAUGCUACAGACCAAGGGUAACAUGAGCGAAACCGAAGCUCAGCAGUACAUCAAGAAAAUGGAAGCCCAGAAGCGAUACUCGGCUGACGUGUGGAGUUAAUCCUGCGGUUACCCGGUCGUAGCUUCUAUAAGUAGUGUAACACAAUCCUCUUUCGUAUCCACGGACGCCUGCAACAUUUUCAUCAUUUCGUGAGCUGUUACCUUGCGGCUUCGUAUUUGUUGGCGUUACGUCACAUGAGAAGGUGGUAUCGGUAUUCGAAGGAUGCAUGUUAUUUACUUUGGUAAUGCGAAAAGACUUGUGAAAGUGCCCGGAAUUGAUAGUUGUUUUUUUUACUGUUUAACACACGAGAGAAAAAAAAGAACUCAUACACGCCAACAAGGGAGGGGGGAAUUGGAAUAAAUCGGUCAAACGCGUCUUUUGUUAUGUUAGUGACGACAGGAUAAACAGUUUAUAGAAUACAAUAUUUUUUAUACAAGUAAAAAGAAGCGAACAAAUAACCAUCAGCCGGAAACUUCAAGUGCGAAUCAGGUGUUUAGUACGUACUGGUUACAUCAGAUGAACAAUCGUCGAUAGGAUGAAGAAUGCAAUACAUUUUUGGAGAUAUAUUUGAAGGUAGCUAAUUGAAA
Topomyia yanbarensis is the source of this 2837-nucleotide messenger RNA. RefSeq names its product NADPH--cytochrome P450 reductase (gene Cpr). Lineage: Eukaryota; Metazoa; Arthropoda; Insecta; Diptera; Culicidae. The transcript is spliced from 9 exons. Gene Ontology annotation, cellular component: cytosol. Gene Ontology annotation, molecular function: flavin adenine dinucleotide binding; NADPH-hemoprotein reductase activity; FMN binding. Gene Ontology annotation, biological process: response to hormone. The record is from RefSeq and is a predicted model, not a curated record. The coding region runs from base 271 to 2310 and encodes 679 amino acids.